Messenger RNA from Drosophila arizonae, 1865 nucleotides. RefSeq names its product L-dopachrome tautomerase yellow-e3 (gene yellow-e3). Gene Ontology annotation, cellular component: extracellular region. The record is from RefSeq and is a predicted model, not a curated record. Lineage: Eukaryota; Metazoa; Arthropoda; Insecta; Diptera; Drosophilidae.
UUUCACUGUUUACAGGGUGUAUACAAAUUUGAGUACUCCUUGCAAAAUGGAAUGUAAGUGGCAUGAAGACAUGGAAUUAAACACGCUGAUACAGAAAAAAAACAUGUGACGGCACACGAGACUCCGGCGCGUGGAAAAAGCAAGUUCACUGACGAUCCCAAAUACCCGAAGAUCGACCAACUGCAGCCGGUUUGGCUUUGAUGGCUUUGGAGUGUUGGCUCAGAAGUGGUUAAGCCUACACUCAAAUUGCGGGUUGACAGCAUUUUCCGGCAGACAGCGGGCGGCCGGGCGAGCGAGCGCGGGAGUGCGGGAGUGAGCGAGAGGCAAAUCAAUUAACAUGCUGUGAGCCAAGGAGGCUGGAUGCAGGUGGCAUGAAGUGUGCGUGUUCUAUGCGUCUAUGUAAAUAGAAAGAGAAAAGGUGUCCAUAAAUCUCACAAGUAUUUAACGGCAAUAAACUCGACGUGUAUGUGUGUGAGUGCGUGUGUACCUGUGAUAGGGCUCUCGACUGUUUUGCCCCUUUUAGGGUUUGUUAACACUAGCCAGGCCAACAUGGGCCCUACCUGCGGCUGCAGCUCAGUGUUGCAGCAUCGCCUGAGUAGCUAAGACGAGAUUUUCAUUUUGCUUUUCGAGCUCUUCAAAUGUUUCGUGUCAGCAUUGUCCUGUUGGCUGUGGGCCUAGUCCUAGUCCUGGCCAAUGCGAGUGCCCAACAGUUGCGCAUUAAGCAGCUGCACACGCUGCACAGGUGGAGCAAUCUGAGCCUGGGACCGGAUGAGGCCAGCAAUAGCCAUUUCCUGCCCGUCGAUCUGGACAUUGAGUACGGCGACGAGGGGCGUCAUCGCACAUUUCUGACCAUACCACGCCUGAGCACGGGCACGCCAUUUACGCUGGCCACCGUAGCAGCGGCUGAUAAUAAAGUGGUUGAGAAUCCCCGCCUGGAGCCCUAUCCCAGCCUGGAAUGGCAUCAGUCAGCUAACAACUGUUCGGGCAUCACUUCGGCCAUCAGGACUUUUAUUGAUGAGUGCUGGCGUCUUUGGGUUGUGGAUUCGGGUCAAGUGAACUCCUUGCAGUUGUGUGCUCCACAAGUCUUGAUAUUCGAUCUGGUCAAAGAUGUCCUCGUGCAGCGUACCAUGCUGGCCCCGCACAUGUACACGCCCAGUGUAUCGAUUUUUACAGCGAUGGUCGUGGAUCUGGAUGAGAGCAAAUGCUUGGGUGGCAGGGCUUACAUAGCGGAUGCCUGGGGCUAUGGCCUGAUUGUCUUUGAUGCGCUCACCGACAAAUCCUGGCGCAUCGAGCACGAGUCCAUGCAGCCGUCCUUGGGAGUGCGUCGCUUUGGCAACGCCCAUGCUGGCAUUUUCACAGUGAGCUUGAGUCCGCGUCAGGCAGCAGAGCGCUUUUUGUACUUCCACACGCUGAAUAGCUUCUAUGAGAUAGCCCUUCCCUUGCACGUGGUCAACAACGAGAGCAUCUGGCAGCAGCAGACUUCGAGCAAGGCGAUCAGCAAACAUUUUCGCAUCCUGGGCACGCGUGGCACCCAGUGCGAAUCGGAGGUCAUGGACAAUGGCGGUAAUCUCUACUGCAGCCUCAUCAGUCUGGGUGCUCUGAUCAGUUGGAACGAGCAUUCCAAUUACACUGCAGACGAUAUACGCGCGGUGGCCUACAAUCCGCAGCAGCUUAAAUUUGUAACUGGCCUGAAAAUCAAUCUGAACUCAAGGGGAGAGAAUGAACUAUGGGCGCUGAGUAGUGAACCGAAUCUCUUUGUGGGCGGCACCUUGAAAGAAAACGAGAUUAAGUUUCAAAUUGUUGGCUGUCGUACAGCUGAUUUGCUGGCAAAUAAACCAUGCACAGUGGGCGCUGCGCAGUCUUAA